Molecule: messenger RNA, 559 nt
Organism: Cyanistes caeruleus (blue tit)
Lineage: Eukaryota; Metazoa; Chordata; Aves; Passeriformes; Paridae
Source: RefSeq, a predicted model, not a curated record
UCCCCUCAGCCGCCCUCAUCCAAGAUGGCGCUGGCCAGCGUCCUCCGCUCGGAGCUGCCGGAGUUUUCCAAAUGUUUCCCGGGAUAUUCCAAAGGUUUUCCAGAAGAUUCCGAAGCUAUCCCGGAAAUCCUGAGGGAUCCUCCCGGUCCUCCGCGGGCUUUGGCGGCUCCGCCGUGCGGGGUUCAGGCGGUGUUGGAUGGGCCCGGCUUCGAGAUGCUGCACGGAACGACAACUCUGGCCUUUAAGACGCCCUUCGGGGUGACGGUGGCCGUGGACUCGCGCGCCACGGCGGGCUCGUACAUCGCCUCGCAGUCGGUGCGGAAGGCGCUGGGCAUCACCCGGCACAUCCUGGGCACGCUGGCGGGCGGCGCCGCCGACUGCAGCUUCUGGCAGCGGCUGGUGGCCCGGCAGAGCCGCGUGCAGGAGCUGCGCAACAAGGAGCCCGUGUCGGUGGCCGCCGCCUCCAAGCUGCUGGCCAACCUGGUCUACCAGUACAAGGGCACGGGGCUGAGCCUGGGCACCAUGGUGUGCGGCUGGGACAAGCGCGGGCCAGGGACUG